Molecule: messenger RNA, 3033 nt
Organism: Knipowitschia caucasica
Lineage: Eukaryota; Metazoa; Chordata; Actinopteri; Gobiiformes; Gobiidae
Source: the annotation of a GenBank genome assembly
AUGCACCGCUUAAGGACUACAGUCGCUCGUCUGGGGCCUUCAGUGAGGUGUGUAUCCCGGCCCAGACCUGCGCGGCUCCCAGGGGCCCCCAGGACGUGCGAGUCUACGAGACGUCUAUUUGGGUCUGUGUCUUCAGAACCUUUUCUCAACGCAACAAGCUCGAACUACGUGGAGGAGAUGUACUAUGCAUGGCUGGAGAAUCCAAAGAAUGUGCACAAGUCCUGGGACAUUUUUUUCCGUAAUGCAAAUGCCGGUGUGCCACCUGGUCUCGCUUACCAGAGUCCUCUGCAUCUUAAUGGGAUGCCCCAGGGAGCCGAAAGUGCCCCAUCUCUGUUGGGGGCUCCGGUCAAUACAAAGAAGCUGGUUGCGGAUCAUCUAGCUGUGCAUACGCUAAUUCGAGCCUAUCAGGUUCGGGGUCACCACAUAGCCAAACUUGACCCACUGGGGAUCAGUUGUGUGGAUUUUGAUGAUGCCCCUUGUGCUGUGGGAUUCCAAAAUGUCGGCUUUUAUGGGCUGGCAGAAUCCGACUUGGAUAAAGUGUUUCGUCUUCCUACCACUACUUUCAUCGGAGGAGGUGAAAGUUCUCUUCCGCUGAGGGAGAUUAUACGACGCCUGGAGUUGGCAUAUUGUCAGCACAUAGGAGUCGAAUUCAUGUUUAUUAAUGAUGUGGAGCAGUGUCAAUGGAUUAGACAAAAGUUUGAGACACCAGACAUCAUGCAUUUCAAUGCAGUUGAGCAGAGGACCCUCCUCGGCCGCAUGAUCCGAUCCACCAGAUUUGAAGAGUUUCUUCAAAGGAAAUGGUCUUCAGAGAAACGUUUUGGAUUGGAAGGUUGUGAGUCGCUAAUACCAGCUCUGAAGACCCUUAUCGAUGUGUCGAGUCAGCGUGGCGUGGAGAACGUCAUAAUGGGAAUGCCACACAGGGGUAGAUUAAAUGUAUUGGCCAACGUGAUUAGAAAGGAGUUGGAGCAAAUCUUCUGCCAGUUUGACUCUAAACUAGAGGCAGCAGAUGAGGGUUCUGGGGAUGUAAAGUACCAUUUAGGCAUGUAUCACAAACGGAAAAACCGGGUCAGUGAUAAGAAUAUCACUCUGUCCCUGAUGGCAAACCCAUCUCACCUGGAGGCUGUGGAUCCAGUGGUGCAGGGGAAGACCAAGGCUGAGCAGUUCUAUUGUGGAGACACGGAGGGCAAAAGGGUAAUGUCUAUACUUCUUCACGGAGAUGCAGCCUUCGCCGGGCAAGGUAUAGUUUACGAGACCUUCCAUUUGUCAGACCUGCCGUCGUACACCACUCAUGGGACUAUUCAUGUGGUCGUGAACAACCAGAUUGGAUUCACCACCGACCCCAGAAUGGCUCGCUCAUCUCCGUACCCGACAGAUGUGGCCCGUGUGGUCAACGCUCCCAUCUUUCACGUCAACGCAGACGACCCAGAAGCCGUCAUGUAUGUGUGCAAAGUGGCAGCUGAGUGGAGGAACACGUUUCAUAAAGACGUGGUGGUGGACCUGGUGUCUUACAGGCGCAACGGUCACAAUGAAAUCGAUGAGCCCAUGUUCACUCAGCCGUUAAUGUACAAACGCAUCAAAAAACAGAAAGGCGUCCUCCAGCAAUUUGCAGAAAAACUUAUUGGACAAGGAGUGGUCUCUGCACAGGAAUAUGAGGAGGAAGUUGCGAAUUAUGAUAAGAUUUGUGAAGAUGCAUACGCUCGCUCUAAAGAUGAGAAGAUUCUUCAUAUUAAACACUGGUUGGACUCGCCAUGGCCAGAUUUUUUCAAUCUCGAUGGACAGCCCAAAAACAUGAAGUGUCUUUCCACCGGCAUCCCUGAAGAAGAACUUCAACACAUUGGAAAUAUCGCAGCUAGUGUCCCAAUGAAAGACUUUACUAUACACGGAGGACUGUCUCGUAUCUUAAAGGGCCGCGGGAAUAUGGUGAGCCAGCGACUCUGUGAUUGGGCUCUUGGGGAAUACAUGGCCUUUGGCUCUCUGCUCAAAGAGGGCAUUCACGUCCGUCUUAGUGGACAAGAUGUGGAGAGAGGGACUUUUAGCCAUCGGCAUCACGUCCUUCAUGACCAGAAUGUGGAUAAAAGGAUUUGUAUCCCAAUGGACUACAUCGCUCCUGACCAAGCUCCGUACACAGUCUGCAACAGCUCCUUGUCUGAAUACGGCGUACUAGGUUUUGAAUUGGGAUUUGCCAUGGCCAGCCCCAACUCUCUGGUUCUGUGGGAAGCCCAGUUCGGUGACUUUCACAACACAGCACAAUGCAUCAUCGACCAGUUCAUCAGCUCGGGACAGGCCAAGUGGGUCCGUCAGAACGCCAUUGUACUGCUCCUGCCUCAUGGAAUGGAAGGAAUGGGUCCGGAGCACUCCUCUGCUCGCCCAGAGAGGUUUUUACAAAUGUGCAACGAUGAUCGGGAUGUAUUUCCUAAACUCACAGAAGACUUUGCAAUGCGUCAGCUUUAUGACUGUAACUGGAUUGUCGUUUACUGCUCCAACCCGGCAAACUACUUUCACGUCCUUCGUCGCCAGAUCCUGCUGCCUUUCAGGAAACCGCUCAUUGUGUUCACUCCCAAGUCUCUGUUGCGUCACCCUGAGGCUAAAUCUAGUUUCGAUUACAUGCUGCCAGGCACCAGCUUCGAGCGGCUUAUCCCAGACGUUGGCCUCGUAGCAGCCAAUCCUACAAAUGUCAAGAGAAUCAUUUUUUGUUCUGGGAAAGUUUACUAUGAACUGACCCGCGAGCGAACAAACAGGGGCCUGGACAGUGACGUGGCCAUCGUCCGCAUUGAACAGUUGUCGCCGUUUCCUUUCGACCUGGUGAAAAAGGAGACGGAGCGGUUUCCUAAUGCAGACUUGGUGUGGUGUCAGGAGGAGCACAAGAAUCAGGGCUUCUACGACUAUGUCAAACCGCGCAUCCGCACCACGAUCCAGAGAAGUCGGCCUGUUCUAUAUGCCGGCCGUGAGUCGGCUGCUGCUCCUGCCACAGGAAACAAGAAGACUCACCUGAUGGAGCUGCAGCGUCUGCUGGACACAGCGUUCAGUCUGUGA